This is a messenger RNA of Lodderomyces pseudojiufengensis, 1179 nucleotides long. RefSeq lists its product as uncharacterized. The record is from RefSeq and is a predicted model, not a curated record. Gene Ontology annotation, molecular function: sulfonate dioxygenase activity. Gene Ontology annotation, biological process: sulfur compound catabolic process. Lineage: Eukaryota; Fungi; Ascomycota; Pichiomycetes; Serinales; Debaryomycetaceae. The transcript has a single exon. Gene Ontology annotation, cellular component: cytoplasm. Bases 1 to 1179 code for a protein of 392 amino acids.
AUGGCUCCAGUUCCAAUUCAAUUAGAUGAUGAGAAAUACGAUGCUUCACAAUUUCAAUCUGCUCAUCAAGGUAAAACAAGAAAUGGUUCCAUAACAGUAAGUGAGGAAAAUCAAUCAUUAGCAUUAUAUCCUGAAUAUUUACCAACUUGGAAUCCAUUACAAAAAUAUCCACCAUAUAAAUUUCAAAAAUAUAUUGAUCCUGGAACAAAAGGUGAUGUAAAUUUUAAAAAUUUAUUUCCAUCAAAUUCAAAAGCUAAAGUUACUAGAAUAACUCCAAAAUUAGGUUCUGAAAUUUCAAAUCUUCAAUUAAGUUCACUUACUGAUUUACAAAAACAAGAUCUUUCAAGAUUUGUUGCAGAAAGAGGAGUAGUUGUAUUUAAAAAUCAAGAUUUUAAUUCAAAAGGUCCACAAUUUGCUACUGAUUUUAUGAAAUUUUUUGGUCCGUUACAUAUUCAUCCUACAUCUGGUUCACCAGAAAAUUUUCCUAAUAUGCAUAUAACUUUUAGAGGUGCUUCACAACAAGAAAUUGAUUCAGUUUUUGCAAGUUCAACAAAUUCAAUAUCAUGGCAUAGUGAUUGUUCAUAUUCUUUAAAUUCUUUAGAAUUAACAUUAUUUUCAUGUUUACAAUUACCAACUGGUGGAGGUGGUGAUACAUUAUUUGCAGAUGCAGUUGAAGCUUAUGAAAGAUUAUCACCUGCUAUGAAAGAAAGAUUAGAGGGAUUACAUAUAUUACAUUCAUCAGUUGAACAAGCUCAAGCAAAUAAAAAGGCUGGAGGAAUUUUAAGAAGAGAACCUGAAACAAAUAUUCAUCCCAUCAUUAGAGUUAACCCAAUAACUGGAAGAAAACAUUUAUAUGUUAAUAAAGAGUUUGGUAGAAGAAUUGUUGAGUUAAAAAAGGAAGAAAGUGAUUACCUUCUAAAAUUUCUUUAUGAUCAUAUUGAAGGUGCUCAUGAUUUACAACUUAGAGUAAGAUGGGAACCGGAUACGGUAGUAUUGUGGUCAAACUCCACUGUGGUCCACAGUCCCUGCUGCGACUUCUCAGAACCGGAAAUUAGACACUGUUAUCGAUUACUGGUGCAUGGGGUUAGGCCUGUAUCCGAUUUGAAGUAUUUGAAUGAUGAAAAUUACUUGAAAGAAAAAUAUGAAGAAUUUGGUAUCAAAUUUAAUAAUGGUGUUUAA